AUGGAAAGCUGUCAUUUCUUUGCUUACCAUGUAUAAAUUUGAUUGGAUUUGAUAGUUCUUCUGUCAUUUAUAUAAAUAAAUAAUUAAUGCCUAUAAUUCACAUACUUACAAGCAAGUUGCCCUUUUGCGGUGCUGCUGUUUCUUCUUCUUCUCCCCUUUUCUUCCAUUUGCAGUGGGUUCUCUGCAAAACAGGGAAUCAGACUCUCUGUUUUGCGUCUCUGGAUAGUGUUUUUAGAGGCUCUGACCCAUGAAGAUGCCAGUAAAAUUCAAUCUCAUAUGAUGCGAACUCCUGUUAUCCAUUUCUUUGCUCUCUGUAGUUGUGGGUCUGGUUCCUUGCCAUUUCAGGUGGCAUUCCUAUUGCUGCUGGCAUUAAGCUCUGCUGUGAAUAUUAAUGGACAAGGGAGUAAUGGAAUCUGUGAUGAUAAGCCGAGUUUAGAGCCAAGACCCCACAGUGUAUCCAUCUCGGAGUUUGGUGCUGUUGGAGAUGGAAAAACAUUGAAUACCCUUGCCUUCCAAAAUGCCAUUUUCUAUCUCAAGUCCUUUGCAGACAAGGGUGGUGCUCAGCUGUACGUGCCACCGGGAAGGUGGCUCACCGGAAGUUUCAAUCUUACCAGCCAUCUCACUCUAUUCUUGGAAAAGGGUGCCGUUAUUCUUGGAUCUCAGGAUCCAUCUCAUUGGGAAGUCGUUGAACCCCUGCCAUCAUAUGGUCGCGGGAUAGAACUUCCUGGAGGUAGAUAUCAAAGCUUAAUAAAUGGAUACAGGCUGCGGGAUGUUGUUAUUACAGGGGAUAAUGGAACCAUAGAUGGGCAAGGCUCAAUUUGGUGGGAUUGGUUCAAUUCUCAUUCUCUAAACUACAGCCGCCCUCAUCUCGUGGAAAUUGUAAAUUCUCAAACUGUAGUAGUUUCGAACCUGACCUUCUUGAAUGCCCCUGCAUAUAACAUCCAUCCAGUCUAUUGCAGUAAUGUACUUGUACAAAAUAUAUCAGUCACCGCUCCUCCGGAUUCCCCUCAUACCGUUGGUGUAGUCCCAGAUUCAUCUGAUAACGUAUGCAUAGAGGAGAGCAUCAUUAACAUAGGUUACGAUGCAAUUGCCCUCAAGAGUGGCUGGGAUGAGUAUGGCAUUGCCUAUGGAAGACCGACUAGAGACGUACACAUUAGAAAUGUCCUCCUCCGGUCAUCUUCUGGAUCCUGUAUUGCCUUUGGUAGUGAAAUGUCCGGCGGGAUUUCGAAUGUGCAAGUGGAUCGUGUCCAUCUAUACAACUCAUUCAGUGGCAUUGAAUUCAGAACAACAAAGGGAAGAGGUGGUUAUAUAGAAGAGAUCAUUAUAUCUCAUGUUGAAAUGGAAAACAUCGAUACGGCAUUUGCUGCCAUAGGUCAUUCCUGGUCCCAUCCGGACGACCAUUAUGAUCCUACUGCUCUCCCAAUUCUGGAGCAAAUCACCGUGCAGAAUGUCGUCGGCAAAAACAUCACUGUAGCUGGAAACUUUUCUGGAAUUCAAGAGUCUCCCUUCACUUCUAUUUGUCUAUUCAACAUAUCUCUAUCACUAAACCCUGGAUCGCUCACUUCUUGGGUGUGUUCAAAUGUUUCCGGCACAUCAGAAACUGUUUUCCCCGAACCAUGUCCGGAACUCAAGAGCUCCUCUUCAUCAACUUGCUUUUCCCUCCCAAAUUCUUAUGGCAGAGCUGCAGUCUUAUGAAAACAUUCCUUCACAGUACAGUUUUCUAUUGGGAACAUUUGAAUACUUCAUUUCUUCUAUCAUUCACUGUCACAGAAAUAGGCCAGAUUCUUUCCAAUAAGACACAUAAUUUGUUCGUUUGUCGCCCGGCUUCCCGCAUUUCAUCUCUGCGCGCAGAUCAUUUAUACAGCCUCAUAUCUUCAUUCAUGUGUAAGAAAUUUUUUUGGUAGUGAUGGUAUAAACUAAAAAUAUGAUUUGGAUUCUCUGUUUAAUUUAAUCCCAUUUUAUUUCCUUGUAAAACCUUGAUUUGUUCUACAGGUGAAAUGGUGGAUAUGAAAAGAAUUUCAACCGUAGUCAUGUGAUA
This is a messenger RNA of Tripterygium wilfordii, 2038 nucleotides long. Its product is annotated as probable polygalacturonase. The coding region runs from base 277 to 1695 and encodes 472 amino acids. Gene Ontology annotation, molecular function: polygalacturonase activity. Gene Ontology annotation, biological process: carbohydrate metabolic process. The transcript has 7 exons. The record is from RefSeq and is a predicted model, not a curated record. NCBI's taxonomy places the organism in Eukaryota, Viridiplantae, Streptophyta, Magnoliopsida, Celastrales, Celastraceae.